This is a messenger RNA of Amoebophrya sp. A120, 1489 nucleotides long. NCBI's taxonomy places the organism in Eukaryota, Dinophyceae, Syndiniales, Amoebophryaceae. The record is from the annotation of a GenBank genome assembly.
GAAAAUUACUCAUAGUGGCGGUGGUGCGUAGCUGUUUCUAGACACUGCGCGCAAGUCCCCUUGCUUCUGUUCGCCUGUCAUGAAGAUCUGGAACAGAAACUGACAAAACAUGCUACCCAUAAUUCUCCGUGCUCUAAUUCGUGUGAACCGUCGGCUGGCGAACGCCAGGGGUCGUAUUCGUGGUCGCUUUUCAUACAACGCAAGGACAUGUCGUGGGUGUACCUGCACCAGUUUUAUCGUUUUAAAAGUCGUGGGCGCAGCUGCUCAGUCGUAAUUUAGAAGAUGCAUCGACGAUAGUUUUCGGCAGCUCCUCGGUUGAAUUCUAAGCGCUGCCAAGAAUGGGCAUCUGAAGCGAAGCUUUUUUGUUAAUGAACAGCAGAAGGUUCUUUUCUUGAUGAAGGUGGGGCAAAACAAAAACCACUGUUAAACUCUGGCGGAGCAGCCCAAAAGAUCUGUUUACCGUAAUAUCUGUGAUUUGAUUCGAAGAUCAAUACCAUAAGUACAUAUGUUGCUCCGUGGCGUAGAGGGACAGGAGGUUGUCUCGACGGGCGUAGAGAAUCACGACUCCGUCGUCGGGUGUGGGCACUGUCUGGACGCGUGCUUCACGUGUAGCCAGAACCAGUAUGUUGGUAACUACACGACGACACCUGCUGUACUCUCGAAUGCCACGACGAGCCCUACUAGCAUGACCACCAACGUGACAGACGUUCUGCUCUCGAACGCGACAAAAGUAGCAGACGUCGUGCUUUCGAACGCGAGCAGUGCAGCGGCGGAAAAUGUCCUUAAUAACGUGACCACCAACGCGACGGAUAGUCUCGUGGAAAACUAUGCGACGAACGUAACGGGGGUCGCGGUGGAGCAGAAUGUCACCGGGGUUGUCCGGAUGCAGAAGGCGAUCGCCACCGUUUUCUGCUGCAACGAGAGCCUCGAAGAGCUGAACCCGCUGCUGUUUUUCUGCGGGCUUUUGAUCCAGAUCGUGCUGUGCGCCACUUGCUGCUGCGUGUUGCUGCCGUGGUUGUGCAAGAAGGUGGUCUUCGGAAGUGGUGGCCGGGGAGGGGGUCGAGGUGCGGUGCGGGGGCACGAGCGGCUCGAGGAGAAGGAUGGCUUGCUCGACGCGGACGACAACGGCUACGUCGUGGGUACAACGUACGAGGAAAGCUACGAGUACUACACCACGAACACGAACACGUACAAUUAUUAAUGACCGUGGCGCGAGGAGGACCACGGCAACUAUGAGAGGGAAGAUGAAAUCGAUAAAAUAAAGGUUAAGGUUUGACUAUGUAUUUCUUUGUCUUUGCCAUGUUUGCAUUUGAUUCCAUCAUGAGACGAUUUCAUACACAAAAUUGACUUGUAAAGUAGAUUGAUAGGUUUGGUUGGCUCGAGGUGUUUCAUGGUUUUUUUACAACUGACAGCAGUAUGGAUUUCUAUAGCGUUUAGACGACUUUCAAGGAGACUAUGGAUCUUUUUUUCUCACCGCACGAAAAACGAA